AUCCUGAGGGGAUCAAAUCUCUUGCAGGCAGGAAUUGGGCUAUUUGGCACGCCUACUUGCAACCAAUCCUGGGCUAUGUCAAGCCCGACGCUAAUCAGGACCGCAUCCCUCACCUGAGGCUGAGGGAAGAAAAAUUUUCUCCCACGGGAUUUGAGCUCGAGGGGUGUUGGGUUGGACCACGCCCAAAUUGGCUGCCCAAUUAAGGAAGGAACAAAUCAAAGCCAAAUCCCCCGGAUUACUGAGGUAGGCACUUAACUUUUUUUUUUAUAAAAAAAACAUUUGUUUUAAAGAUCGUGAAGAGGGAUCCGGAUCGGCUCCAGCCUCUGCCUUCGCCUUCGCCUUCGUCGAUUUGAGAGAGAUUCGCCAUUCUACGCGAUCAUGGUGUGCUUAGCCUGCCUUCUGCCCCUCUUUCUCAUCCCAGUCGUCAACGCCUUGCCGUUGCUGGUGGAUUUCAUCCUCGGUAAGGUCUAUAGACUUUUUGGCUGGGAGUACAGGAAACCUGAAAGGGUUCCUCCUGCUUGUCCUUACAAGCCUGUGAACAAGAAGGAUACUCAAGGUGGCAACGAAACCCUCACACAACCAGAGUCUCAGAAAGUCGCUGUAGAUGAUAAGCAAGACUGACGCUCCGCCAUUCUAUUUGCUGCAAAGUUUGUGGGGUCCAUGUGUAGCACUUCCUUUGCUUGCAGAUGGAUCACGAUAUCCAAACUUCUGGAAAAUAAAACAUAAGUAUUGUAAGACCAACAAGCAUCAUUUCUUUUGCAAAUUGUUUGCUGCCCUUUUUUCAACAUAGUACGUUCCCCCAUUCAAACAAUCAAACAGUGAUGGAUUGCAUUUGUAUGGAUGCCUCUGUUCUCCAUUUUGUCUGCUGCUUUUCAGUUGUUGGGUAGAAUGGAUUACAGAGAGUUGAUUGUUAUUUCUCAGCCAUGAAGUGGACGCAGCAGGAGAUGGUAUAGACAAAUACUAGGAGGACACGUGUGGUCAUGUUUUUAGCCCCACGUAAU
Elaeis guineensis (African oil palm) is the source of this 1001-nucleotide messenger RNA. The record is from RefSeq and is a predicted model, not a curated record. Lineage: Eukaryota; Viridiplantae; Streptophyta; Magnoliopsida; Arecales; Arecaceae.